UAACUUCUAAUUGGAAAGAGAUCGGAUGCAGCUAUAAUUGCCCUAAACGGGCCUUAAUUCGCAACCUGUUUCGCCUCCCCGACUCUCCAUAAAUCCACUGAUAUCAUAUCGAGAUGUCGGCGGUCAGUCGCAUUCGCGGCGCUUUCGCCGUGCCUAGGAAGGGCGAGACGUUCGAGUUGCGAGCUGGUCUGGUGUCUCAAUAUGCUUGGGAGAGGAAGGAAUCAAUCCAGAAGACUAUUAUGGCCAUGACCCUGGGUAAAGACGUCUCACAGCUGUUCCCCGAUGUACUGAAGAAUAUCGCGACCGCCGACCUCGACCAAAAGAAACUCGUCUACCUCUAUCUAAUGAACUACGCCAAGUCGCAUCCUGACCUAUGUAUCCUCGCCGUCAAUACGUUCGUCCAAGAUUCUGAAGACCCGAAUCCCCUUAUAAGAGCCCUUGCCAUUAGGACCAUGGGAUGCAUUCGAGUAGACAAGAUGGUAGACUACAUGGAGGAGCCUCUACGGAAAACAUUACGAGACGAAUCACCAUACGUACGAAAAACAGCUGCUAUCUGCGUCGCGAAGCUGUUCGACUUGAACCCCUCCAUGUGCAUAGAAAACGGCUUUCUAGAAAUCCUGCAGGAGAUGAUCGGAGACCCUAACCCUAUGGUGGUUGCCAACUCGGUGCAGGCGCUCUCAGAAAUAUCUGAGACGGCACCCGAGACGAGGGCAUUAAUUAUAACACCAGCAACGCUCAAGAAAUUGCUGAUGGCUUUGAACGAGUGCACGGAAUGGGGUAGAGUGACUAUCCUUUCGACCCUGGCCGAUUAUCCGCCCCAAGAUGUCAAGGAGUCAGAGCAUAUCUGCGAACGAGUAACGCCCCAGUUCCAGCAUGUGAAUCCUAGUGUCGUGCUCGCUGCUGUCAAAGUAGUAUUCAUCCACAUGAGAUUAAUCAAUGCCGAUCUUGUCCGACAGUACCUCAAGAAGAUGGCACCUCCACUGGUCACCCUUGUCGCUUCCGCACCCGAAGUCCAAUAUGUCGCGUUACGGAAUAUCGACCUCCUUCUACAGGCUAAACCCGAUAUUUUAAGCAAGGAACUAAGAGUAUUCUUUUGCAAGUACAACGAUCCGCCUUAUGUCAAGCUUCAAAAGCUCGAGAUCAUGGUGAGGAUAGCGAACGAGAAGAACUACGAGCAGUUGCUGGCCGAGUUGAAAGAGUAUGCGUUGGAAGUGGAUAUGGACUUCGUUCGACGAGCUGUCAAGGCUAUUGGGCAAGUUGCAAUCAAGAUCGAGAGCGCGAGCGAAAAAUGUGUCAACGCGCUACUGGAUUUGAUCGCUACCAAGGUCAACUAUGUGGUUCAAGAGGUGAUAGUGGUCAUCAAGGAUAUCCUCCGAAAAUAUCCCGGUUACGAAGGCGUCAUUCCGACGCUCUGUAAUCACAUCGACGAGCUGGACGAGCCUGACGCCAGGGGUGGGCUGAUUUGGAUUGUGGGCGAGUAUGCAGAAAAAAUAAAUAACGCAGAUGAAAUAUUGGCGAGUUUUGUGGAUGUCUUCCUAGAGGAGUUUACGCAGACGCAACUACAAAUCCUCACAGCAGUUGUCAAAUUAUUCUUGAAAAAGCCAAGCAACAACCAAGGAUUGGUACAAAAGGUUCUACAAGCGGCAACGGCGGAGAAUGAUAACCCAGAUAUUCGAGACCGAGCAUAUGUCUAUUGGCGACUUUUGUCAGGGGAUCUUGCUAUUGCAAAGAGUAUUGUCCUCUCUCAGAAACCCGCCAUUUCAACCACAAUGACAAGCUUGCCAGCAGCUUUACUAGAACAGCUACUCGGUGAACUUUCGACUUUGGCCUCGGUCUACCAUAAACCGCCAGAGUCUUUCGUUGGCAAAGGUCGCUUUGGUGCCGACGAAAUCCAACGAGCAGCAAUCCAAGAACAACGGCAGAAUGCGGCUGACAAUCCCAUCGCGGCAUCAGUUGCUGGCGGUGCCCAAAAUGGGGCACCGGCACAGAACAACAUCGAAAACCUUUUGGAUAUCGAUUUCGAUGGCGCCGCGCCGGCUUCACAAGAGCAAAACUCGGCGUCAGCUACGCCAGAUCGCGUAGCAAGUCCGGCCGGCGGAGCUUCAUCGGGCGGAAUGGCAGAUAUGAUGGGUCUCUUCGAUGCCCCGCCACCUCAAAACAAACCCGUGGGUAGUGGUGUCGGUGGUGUGAAUGAUAUCAUGAACGGAUUUGAAGGAUUGGAUUUAAGCGGGUCAAGCCAGCCUCCCCCAGCAUCGGUCCAACUUGGCCACGGAAGCGCGACGGAACAGAAAACUACGAACAACGACGAUCUACUAGGUCUCUUCUAGGCGAAGCGCAACCCACGUCCUCGUUUAGCAGAAACCCAGAAUCCCUGGGCGAAAGAUCGCCGAGGGAACAACAGCAGGAACGACCUGUUGGAUCUGUGAUAGAAUAGAUUUCGAUAAUGUUACUAGGUCGUAACAGCGUUGGGCAAAGGGAAAGGGGUCCAUUAGGCAGGCUUGUUAAGAUGUGAUAUCGUGAAAUGAUAAUAAGCAUAGCGCCUAGUUUACUAGCUGAA
Messenger RNA from Daldinia vernicosa, 2557 nucleotides. Its product is annotated as Adaptor protein complex beta subunit. Gene Ontology annotation, biological process: vesicle-mediated transport; intracellular protein transport. The record is from RefSeq and is a predicted model, not a curated record. NCBI's taxonomy places the organism in Eukaryota, Fungi, Ascomycota, Sordariomycetes, Xylariales, Hypoxylaceae. Gene Ontology annotation, molecular function: clathrin binding. Gene Ontology annotation, cellular component: membrane coat. Bases 114 to 2327 code for a protein of 737 amino acids. The transcript has 4 exons.